Naegleria gruberi is the source of this 1554-nucleotide messenger RNA. RefSeq lists its product as uncharacterized. The record is from RefSeq and is a predicted model, not a curated record. The transcript has a single exon. Gene Ontology annotation, molecular function: protein binding. Lineage: Eukaryota; Heterolobosea; Eutetramitea; Acrasida; Naegleriidae. The coding region runs from base 1 to 1554 and encodes 517 amino acids.
AUGCCCAACAUGAAAGCUCAUCAUUCAUCAUCAAGGAAUUUUGUGAUGAUGUUCUUAUUGAUGACAAUGAUGGUAUUUUGUUAUCAUUGGAGUGUUGUUGUGGCAUCGAAUGAUGAAAGAUUUAAUUUAUUGACAAAGUGGAUGAGAGAAGAGGAACAUUCGGAGGUGAAUGAUAAUUUAUUUGAAAUUAAACAAGUGGUUGAUUUUGGAAAGGCACUUGUUGCCACUAAAGAUAUUAAACAGAAUACAAUUUUGUUUAAAUUAAAACAAGAGACCUUGCUGGAUUCGAAAUUUAUAUUUGAAAAAUUAUUUAAACAUGAGAAUGCCAAGUCAUUGGAUACUUUAAAGAGAUUACAGGAAGGGGAUUUGUCAAUUUUUAAUGCAAUGGUUUUGAUGAUUGUUUAUUUAUUUAAUUUGGCUCAAUCAAGCAAUCCUGAAAUGAAGUUUGAUGCUGAUGCUGUCAAAUUCACUCCAUAUAUUGGAUCUCUACCAAGACCAUUUCGUGAUGAAGGUCCAAAAGUAGCAUUCCUUUUUGGUGGAGAAGAAUUAACAUUAUUGAAGGGGUCUACAUUACUUCCAUCAGCUCUUACAAGAAGACAAAGUAUUGCCAAUUCAUUUCAAAAAAUUGUCAAUCCAUUAUUGAAUGAUUUGACAGUAUUAGAACCAAUUAGAAACACUUCUUCAAUUACUCUUGGAUUAUUUGAACAUUUUGUUUCUCUCAGUUGGUCUAGAAUUCACUCGAUUUAUGAUUACAGAAUCAAGACAGAUCGUUCAUGUUUUGUUCCAUUGGGUGAUAUUAUUAACUUUUCAAAGACUGGUGCAAAUGUAAUUUCUUACACUGACAAGAAGACCAAUGAGCUCAUUUUCAAAACAUCAAAGAGAGUCAAAGCUGGAAAUCAACUUUUUGUAAAGUAUGGAAAAUUAACUCCAACACUGAAUCAUAUUCUCAUGAUGGAUUAUGGUUUUUGUCCAUUGGAUGAUCCAGAAAUUGAGUUUUUGAAUAAUACUAUCACUGUUAUUGAUAUGAGAGAAUCUGUAAUGAGGAGAAUGUCCACUGUCGAUAAGAAGCUCAACAAUCAAAGAGUGCGUUUACUCUCAAUGACCUCCCUUGAUGAAUAUCAUCUCACACAAACUCUCUACUAUAAUGAUGAUAGCUUUAAUUUAGUAGAACAUACUCUCAGUGAAAUAUUUGAUCCGAAUAUUAUUGCCAUUAUGAGAAUAUUGAGCUGUGAUUCAGUGGAAAUUAAGGCCCUCUCUGAUAUUGCCAAUUCAUUAGCACCAUUGGAUCAGAAGAGAGACAUGAUUGCUAAAAUCCUAAUCAACCCAAUUUCGGAUAGAAAUGAAAAGAUUGUCAUUGAAACAAUUAGAGGACUCAUCAAACAAAGAUUGGAUAAUAUUAUUGAAAUGAUACAAGAAAAUGAAUCAAUACUAGGAAAAAGACUUCCUGUGACCAUGUCUCAGAAAUGUGCUGUCAGAUACAUUCAAUCAGAAAAGAAAAUCCUUGAAAUUUACCUCAAAAUCCUUACACCAACAACUCGUAAGGAUGAAUUGUAA